Chrysochloris asiatica (Cape golden mole) is the source of this 1383-nucleotide messenger RNA. RefSeq names its product molybdenum cofactor synthesis 3 (gene MOCS3). Lineage: Eukaryota; Metazoa; Chordata; Mammalia; Afrosoricida; Chrysochloridae. The transcript has a single exon. Gene Ontology annotation, molecular function: thiosulfate-cyanide sulfurtransferase activity; adenylyltransferase activity; URM1 activating enzyme activity. The coding region runs from base 1 to 1383 and encodes 460 amino acids. Gene Ontology annotation, biological process: tRNA wobble position uridine thiolation; protein urmylation. Gene Ontology annotation, cellular component: cytoplasm; cytosol. The record is from RefSeq and is a predicted model, not a curated record.
AUGGCUGCCAGUGAGGAGAUACUCGCUUUGAGGGCUGAAGUUGCUCAACGUGAGGAGGAGCUGAGUUCGCUGAAACAGAGACUGGCGGCGGCCCUUUUGAAGGAGCAGGAAUCUGUGCCAGAACGGCUGGUUCCGGUGUCGCCGCUUCCGCCGAAGGCUGCUCUCUCCCGAGAUGAGAUUCUGCGCUACAGCCGGCAGCUCGUGCUGCCUGAACUGGGCGUGCAUGGCCAGCUACGCCUGGCCACCGCUUCAGUGCUGGUCGUGGGCUGUGGCGGGCUCGGCUGCCCGCUGGCGCAGUACCUGGCAGCGGCCGGCGUUGGUCGCAUUGGCUUGGUGGACUACGACGUAGUAGAGAUGAGCAAUCUGGCCCGUCAAGUGCUGCAUGGGGAGGCACUGGCCGGCCAUGCCAAGGUCUUCUCGGCUGCCGCGUCGCUGCGCCGCCUCAAUUCAGCCGUGGAGUGCGUGCCCUACGCACAGGCCCUAACGCCAGCCACGGCGUUAGACUUGGUCCGCCGCUAUGACGUGAUAGCCGAUUGCUCGGACAACGCGCCGACUCGCUACCUGGUUAACGACGCGUGUGUGUUGGCGGGCCGGCCUCUCGUGUCGGCCAGCGCCUUGCGCUUCGAGGGCCAAAUUACAGUAUACCACUAUGAGGGCGGGCCUUGCUAUCGCUGUGUCUUUCCCCAGCCACCCCCGGCGGAGACGGUGACCAACUGCGCGGAUGGCGGGGUGCUCGGGGUCGUAACCGGGGUGCUGGGUUGCCUGCAGGCGCUGGAAGUACUGAAGAUAGCGGCGGGUCUGGGCCCCUCGUACAGUGGCAGCCUGUUGCUCUUCGAUGCCCUCCGAGGAGGGUUCCGCUGUAUUCGGCUGCGGAAGCGCCGGGCCGACUGUGCAGCUUGUGGGGAGCAGCCCACGGUAACGCACCUGCAGGAUUACGAAGCCUUCUGUGGCUCCUCGGCCACCGACAAGUGUCGCUCCCUACAGUUGCUGAGCCCAAAGGAGCGGGUCUCUGUCACCGACUAUCGCCGACUUCUGGAUUCUGGGGCACCCCACUUGUUGCUGGAUGUUAGGCCUCAAGUGGAGGUGGACAUCUGUAGUCUGCCUCAUGCCCUUCACAUCCCCCUGAAACAGUUGGAACAGAGGAAUGCUGAGAGUCUGAAGCUCUUAGGAGAAGCCAUCCGGGAAGGGAAGCAGGGCGCUGAGACAGGGGCAGCGCUCCCCAUUUAUGUGAUUUGCAAACUGGGCAAUGACUCCCAGAAAGCUGUGAAGAUCUUGCAGUCCUUUAUGGCAGCCCAAGACUUGGAAGCAUUAACAGUUCAGGAUGUUGUGGGGGGCCUCAUGGCGUGGGCUGCCAAAAUUGAUGAGACAUUUCCGCAAUACUGA